AUUGGGUCGAAAGUUUCGGUGAAAGACUAUAAUACUUUUCUUGAUCGCAACGAAUCAACCGGAUACAAGUUUCAUUGGGACAGCGGAGAUGUAUACAUUAUUGAUACGUCCUACCCAGUUCAUGAAGCUGUUGUUGCACGGUUGAUGAAAUACUUUAAUGAUGAUCCUCCAAUAGAUGUUGAAGGUCAACCAUAUCAUUAUGAUCCAACUGUUAUCGGAAAAAAACUAGCAUCAGACAUUGUAAUCUACCCAGAUGUGGCACAUGUUCAAAAACCUACUUUUCCACAUCCUGGUCAUCCCCCCAGCGAUCUAGAGGGAAAUCCUCAUGGACGAAUAUUCUGCGAAGUAGCUACAUAUCAAAGCGUCGCUCUCUGGGAAGAAAAAUGUAAGAAUUGGAUGCAUGAACAAUAUGUGCGAUGUGUAUUAGGUAUCAAACUUUAUGGUAUAAGGAAAGGAAGUCAUCAUCGGUCAAUGACGGCCAAAUUAUGGACACAUCAGAGACCAGCACCACCAGCAGUGAGUUCAACAGAACCAACAAUGCCGGGAAUAUUUGUCCAAGAGUGGGACUUUGGAACUUUACAAUAUAAUAGUAGUCAACCUACUGGUUGCACCGGUGCGAACAUUCCUGCCUACCAAAUAAGUAUUCCGGUAUCGGACGUUUUCUGGGAUCCACCAAUUGUUGCAGGAAUUCCGAAUACAACCGGAUAUAACGUAACAGUUCCUAAUGCAGUUGUCGGCAAUAAUUUCAUCAUCGAUUUAUAUAGAAUUCAACAAAUUGUUUUAAAAAAACAGCGUUAA
Messenger RNA from Acaulospora colombiana, 798 nucleotides. Lineage: Eukaryota; Fungi; Glomeromycota; Glomeromycetes; Diversisporales; Acaulosporaceae. The record is from the annotation of a GenBank genome assembly.